UGUGUGUCAAAACAGUUUAGCGAAUUUGUUUGACAUUUCAAUUCGAGUAGUAAACAGAAAUAUACCUAUGAGUUUUUAACAAAUUAUGGAACGCAUUCUUUCUGGUAUAGCGAAAAUAAAUUUUCAACAAAAUUGUGAAGAUAUUUUGGUUGAAAGUCGUUUGGGUAACAUGGCCGAUCAAUUGCAAGAGAUGUCCAGAACCGUAGAUACAAACGAUGAGUGUAAGAAGAACGAUAAUACCGCAGAGAGUGAUAUAGAAUCCGAUUUGAAUAGUUCCGGCGAAACCAAUUUAUUUGGUGAUGAUGAUGCAGAUAGCAGCAGCAGCACCAGCAAAGCCGGUGGCAGUUUCUCACAGCGUCGCAAUUUACCGCGUCGUGCUUGUAAAGAAAAUAGUUUAAAACUAAAACGGCGUUCGAUUGCGAAACCAAAACGCCACAGCUCCUCAAUGACAUGUGAUUUCUCUAUGCUCCGUCCAGCUGAUAUACGUAAAAUUUACUGCAAUAAAAAACUGAAAAAUUUCCGACCUACUUGCUUGGAGACAAUCUUUGAAGAUCCACAGCCUGAGCCGCGCCGCGGCAAUGAUGCGGUUGCAGCCUGCAAUAGUGCAUUACGUUUAAUUGGUUUGCGUAAAAUACGACGUUCGCUAUCCUGUUCAGAUGGUUUGAAUACCAAUAAAGCUUUAAUAAAACAGAGACGUGCUAAAAUAAAAAAAGCAUUUGGUCGACGAAGUGCUUGCAAAAAGAUAUCAUUACAUGAUUUCAUCGAUCGUUUGAAUAAAAGUUUCGGCGACGAAGCCGACGUUGAAGAUGCCGAUCUGGAGACUGACGACAAUAAUCCACAGGAUGUGUCAAUGGAGGCAGAAAUGUGCGCUGUACCGACAGAUUCUUCGCUGUCUGCAGAAAAGACACCAAUAAAGACUGAUUUCGCAAUGCAAUUAGAAACGGAUUUGGUUGAUACAAAUGAAUAUAGCAAUACAAAGGUGGAGAGAGAGUCGUUAUAUCUUAUGUCAAAUAAUUGUGGAACUCUGUCAUAUUCUUCAGAUACAACAGAUACUAGUUUGAGUACUGCAUAAUAGAAGCAUAAUUAUUUAGAAGUUAUACAUUAGUUAGAUAUUAGUUAUAUUAUACUACAUUUUGAGAGUACCAAGUUAUAUUGUGAGUGUUAUUGAAAUUCACUGCCAAUUUUGGUUUUUGUUUGAACUACAUGUUUCAUAUCCUUAAUAUUUUAGUUUUUGUGAAAUUUUUAUUCAGAAAUCUAUACGCAUUCAUAAUUAAUUGAAAUUCAUUAAUUUUUCACCACUUUUCAUCUUUUAAGAUUUAAGAUAUUGAUUGUACGUAUUAUUUGUGUGUGUUUGCAUAAUAAUAUUGAUAAUGAAUGUUUUAAUUUGUGUCUUAUUACAUUAUAUCUAUUCGUGCAAGAACAUACGAUUUUACAUAUAAACGGCAACAACUACUAGCAUUAAGACAGUUCAUAACGUAAUUUCUUCUAAGCUAUUUUAUAUAAACAGUUUCGAUUUCAUGGAGAAUAUUGUAAGUGUAUUUUACAAAAAUAUCAUAAUUUAAAUGAAUUCAU
Bactrocera dorsalis (oriental fruit fly) is the source of this 1572-nucleotide messenger RNA. RefSeq names its product protein tantalus. Bases 86 to 1072 code for a protein of 328 amino acids. The record is from RefSeq and is a predicted model, not a curated record. Lineage: Eukaryota; Metazoa; Arthropoda; Insecta; Diptera; Tephritidae. The transcript is spliced from 2 exons.